Folsomia candida is the source of this 813-nucleotide messenger RNA. RefSeq lists its product as uncharacterized. The record is from RefSeq and is a predicted model, not a curated record. Lineage: Eukaryota; Metazoa; Arthropoda; Collembola; Entomobryomorpha; Isotomidae. Bases 122 to 727 code for a protein of 201 amino acids. The transcript has 2 exons. Gene Ontology annotation, cellular component: membrane; mitochondrion. Gene Ontology annotation, biological process: apoptotic signaling pathway.
UUUAGAUAUAGUAUCACAUAUAAACGGAAUACUGGGAUGGCAGGCUCGUAGUUUGCCUCAAAAAUAUUUAGUGUUUACCAAAAUCUGUGAAAAUUCAAUGGAAUAAAGAAACAGCAAUAUAAUGGAGAAUAGAAGUUAUAAUAUCAAGAAGGUUAUUCAAGUCCCAGAUGAAAAUGGGAUACUUGAAGAACGCAUAAUUUUCAUAAAUGUCCUUUAUGAGGAUUUAAUUCAACAAAUUGUGGCCUAUGUCACACCCAGAAUUCUUCAGCAAACCCGGAAGAACCUGUCAAAAACGUGUAUCAAAUACGCCCCGAAAAAUCUAGAGGAAAAUUCACAUCCCGUCAAAUCCCAACCCGCCUCCCCUCCCACCAACCCAAAAGAGGAGCACUCUUCGGACAACGGUAUCGCAAAAAUCGCCGCAAUUACCACCGGGGCCGGAGUAGCGGCGGGUGUGGUGGUCCCCACAGCGGCUACAGCAGCCCUGACUACGGCAGGAUUUACGAGCGCUGGAAUUGCGGCAGGGUCGGUGGCUGCGGGGAUUCAGUCUGGAAUAGGAAGCGUGGCUGCGGGGUCAUUAUUUGCAUCCCUCCAAUCUGCAGGGGCCCUCGGAGGGUUCGCUAUUUUGGGGCCGGUUGGGAUUGCGGCCGCAUCAGUGGCAGUUGUUGGAGUUGGAACAGGGCUUUUGGUACGGAAAAUAAUUAAGGAUAAGGCAGCAAAGGAAAAAUAAUUGGCAAAAAUCAACUCAUGGUGAAGAUCAUUGACAAAUUGGGAAAAGCUUAAUAAAUGUCAAUUUAUAGAAAAUUUUUUACGAUA